AUGAAGAGCAUGGGAAGCAAUAUUGGCAGCAGUGGGAGGCUAUCGACGGAAGAGAUCAAUGAGGAGGAAGAAGUUUCAAGAUUGGACCUGUCCAAGUUUCAAGCUAGAGAAGAAGAGAUUGAGAGGAAGAAGAAGGAGGUGAGGGAGAAAGUUGAACUUCAAUUAGGCCGUGCUGAAGAAGAAACAAAGCGCUUGACGCACGUUUGGGAAGAGCUUGAAGUGCUGGCUGAUCCUUUGAGGAAAGAUGUUGCAAUUAUACGUAAGAAGAUUGACAUGGCAAAUAGAGAAUUGAAACCUCUUGGUCAGAGCUGCCAGAAGAAGGAGAAAGAAUAUAAAGAAGCCAUGGAAGCUUUCAAUGAAAAGAACAAAGAAAAAGCUCAGCUGGUAGCCACAUUAGUGGAGCUGCUGAGUGAGAGUGAAAAACAGAGGAUGAAGAAGCUCGAAGAACUGAAAAAGAUUAUGGAGUCCAUCCGCUGA
Dovyalis caffra is the source of this 477-nucleotide messenger RNA. The record is from the annotation of a GenBank genome assembly. Lineage: Eukaryota; Viridiplantae; Streptophyta; Magnoliopsida; Malpighiales; Salicaceae.